CGUAUUUUUUCAGGUAACUCUUAAUUUGACCUAAUUAUGCACCUGACCAUAAUUUACCUUCCUUUGCCUACUUAAACUGCUUCAGUCCAUUGCCACAAUUGGCUAAGCGAAAAAUGGCUACGUAUGGUAACGAGACAGUCGACAACUAUAUUUACGCCUCUUACAACCCUUAUUCCUACAAAUAUCCUAAGUUUAAGGGCUGGAGACAGAAAGCUUACUUCGCCAAUUACGGGGAGUCUGAGACCUACUUGGACAACCACCACAGGGCGCAGCUGAAGUCCAUUCUGUCUCAGAUCAACCCGAACCUAACCCCGCGUCUGAGAAAAGCCAACACCAAAGACAUCGGCGUGCAAGUCAACCCGAAGACCGACGCGUCCGUCCAGUGCUCUCUGGGUCCGCGCACUCUUUUGGCGCGAAAGCGCGAGGCCCUGCGCCAGAGGCGGCAGGAGGUCCAAACACCCGGGAGCCCGGUCACUGGAGGCGUCCGGUUCCCGCGAACUCAAGCCGUGUAUUCUCCUGUCGCGUCCAGGAGACUAGUAUCCCUCAAGGAGGAGGUGGAGGAUACGGAGCCUGAGGUGUCGGUGAAGGUGGACGGCGCUGAGAAGAUCGAGAGUCCUGAGAGAGACGUGACCAAAGAGGGCGCGAAGGAAAGCAAGAACACGCUUAGUCCUGAGAAGGAAAACCCCAAACAGACAGAUACGAAUGAGGAAAACCGUAGCGAGUUGGAGAAAACUGGACAAGACGAAUCGAAGUCCAAGGCUCGAGUAAGAUUCCAGUUUUUGGAGCAGAAGUACGGUUACUAUCACUGCAAAGACUGCAACAUGCGCUGGGAAAGUGCUUAUGUGUGGUGUGUCCAAGGCACAAACAAGGUAUAUUUCAAGCAGUUCUGCAGAACAUGUCAGAAAUCAUUCAAUCCAUACCGUGUUGAGGACAUAACCUGUCAGACUUGUAAAAAGACCCGCUGCACAUGUUCUGUAACGUCGCGUCAUGUGGACCCCAAAAGACCUCACCGGCAGGAUCUGUGUGGCCGUUGCAAAGGCAAGCGGCUCUCCUGUGACAGCACGUUCAGCUUCAAAUACAUAAUCUAGCACAUAUUUGCCAUGCUGUCAAGCUUGGUUGUUGCCUAGCAGGAAAUAUCCACUUCAGUAGUCUUUGCAUCCCCUAGACUGCACUGGGGAGACAGACCCAUAGGUCACCACAGUCUCCUUUUACUUUUUUUGUUUUGCUUUAAUUUGCAC
Xyrauchen texanus (razorback sucker) is the source of this 1238-nucleotide messenger RNA. RefSeq names its product zygote arrest 1 (gene zar1). Gene Ontology annotation, cellular component: cytoplasm. The transcript is spliced from 4 exons. Gene Ontology annotation, biological process: translation. NCBI's taxonomy places the organism in Eukaryota, Metazoa, Chordata, Actinopteri, Cypriniformes, Catostomidae. The record is from RefSeq and is a predicted model, not a curated record. The coding region runs from base 114 to 1088 and encodes 324 amino acids. Gene Ontology annotation, molecular function: mRNA base-pairing post-transcriptional repressor activity.